ACACUGGUGACGCACACAAGAGUUCCGGAUGCUGGUUUUAUUCGUCAUGGCUUCCUCAGCCGGUGACGGGACUCUGAAGCCGCUGCAGAGAGCGAUGAAAUUAGCCAACAGAGCCAUCCAGCUGGACACCGGGCACCGGCCCCGGGACGCCUACGUGGAGUACCUGAAGACUGUAAAUUUCAUCUCCCGAACCCUGGCAGAGGAAGCUGAAGAGACAGCUGCAGUAAAUGAAGGCCUGGGCCCAGACUCACAGAAGAUGCUGAAGCUGGCGGAGCAGUGUCUGGAGAGGGCUCGGACCACCGCUGACAAACUGGGUAAACCAGAUGUCAACUUACCGUCACCGGAAAAUCUUGUUUCUGAAGUCCCCGAUCCUCCACCAGCUCUGAAACCUACAAGUACUACGUCCAUUUUUACCCCAUCUACCUCCAGGACGUCACGGGCGUCACUUAGCCGUCAGUAUGGGCACCGACGAGCUUGUUCAGAUGAGGUUCGGAAAGUCGAUGCCUUUCCGACACCAGAGGUUUUUCAGAUGCUGAGGGCAGCCGAAGUCCAGAGCUCCAGAAAGGAGCUCACGCCCUUGGAAGAGGCGUCCAUACAAAACCAGAAGCUCAGGGCAGCAUAUGAAGUCCGACUGGCACGACUGGACCCGAGGCAGGCCUCUCAGAAGACCUCACUGACGCUGUCACUGCAGAGACAGAUGAUGGAGAACCUGGUAAUAGCCAAGGCCAGGGAAGAGACUCUGCAGAGGAAAGCAGAGGAGCGCCGGCUGCGGCUGCAGGAAGAGUCAAACAGACGCUUCUCCAAAAACAAGCAGAUGACCCCGGCGGAAGAAGAGCAGAAGACGCUGUACACUGCCGUGCUGGAAUAUGAGCAGGACUAUGAAUGGCCCAAAGAGUAUCUGGAGAGGAUUAAGAGCAACCCGAGUGACUCUGACUUAGUUUCCAGCUAUGUCUGCCAGAUCCUCAGCACCUCCGAUCAUCCGAUUGCCAAACUAGUCCUCCAUCUCCAGUGCCAGAUCUACAGCCGCCUGUAUCCCGUCAUCAGUAAAGACGCCUCUCAGGAAACCUCCAAAAUGUUCCGCCAUUCUCUUCCACCAGACCCAUCCCCUUUAUCAGCCCUCAGCGCCUCACAGCUGAAAUCCUCAAAGAGUUUCCACUGCCUCCCCGGACCUCCCCGCUCCUCCAUACCGCACAGCCGCUCUAUAGGAGAGGGGCUGGAAAGCUGGGAAAACCCUGGCAGCCCCCAACCUGACCGAGGACACAGCGGGACAGACAUGGAGAACUCUUUCGAGGAUUUGGAAAGUUUACUGUCCCCUACAUCACUGACGCUGCCGGCUGCGCUGCAGAGACUGAACGCGGCACAGCACUUACACGUCGUGGUGAAAGAGAUCCACAAUGCCAGAGACCGGCUGCUGUCGUCCGCCAUGUUCUCACUGAACCUCCCUUCAAGCCCACAAGUGAAGGAAGCCUGCCGGGAGUGUCUAGAGGACGGCUUCUUCCCCCCGCUGUGGUCUGCGCUGCUCGCUCUGUACAGACAGGUGUUGCUUGCCCGGGAGGAAUCUUUGCUCCAGGUCAUGGAUUUGUACAGCUUCGCUUCACCAUCUGUGCUGGGGGUCUCCAAAAAGCUGUACCCUGAAGAUGUAAAACAACCGUACAGAGCUGCGGUGGAAGAACUAGAAUAUCUGCCGCAUCAGCGCACUCCGCAACGAAAACUGGAGUGUAUCGUGAGGACCCUACGUGUCAUCUGUGAGUGCGCAGAAGAAUAUGUCUCCACCCCGGGGACUGCCGCCAUUGGCGCCGACGACCUCCUGCCCAUCCUGGCAUUUGUAGUGCUGAAAAGCCGCAUGUCUCACUUGCUGUCGGAGUGCGCGGCGCUGGAGGAGUUCAUACAAGAGGGAUAUCUGAUUGGAGAGGAGGGUUACUGCCUGACCUCCCUGCAGAGUGCCCUGGCCUAUCUGGAGACGCUCCCUGUGCCCCCCUCACCCCCGCCUGUCUGACGAGGGACCACACGGAGAAACCACCUACGUUACAAGCUGCAUCUGUCCUGUGGAUGGAUCUCGCAUUAUUAUGCACCUUACCUGUGUACAUGAAGUCAACCACUGGUCGUCCUCCCAUGAAUGUGAAACAGCAUAAAUAGAUAUAUCUCUGGGGACAUCUUUACAGACCUUCCUAAUACAGAUGUCUCAGAAACCAAUAUGGCCUCUUUUACAGCUCCGGCAUGGCUUGUCUCCUAACUUUCUUGCGCUCCUGAUGGAUGCCCUGAUAUUUCAGGAGAGCUGGGUGAUGGCCGCUUUCAGCGCUGUAAUGGCGGGCAUGCUGACAGAGCUGUAAUCCUGCUCAUUCAGCUGUUACUGGAAAAGCUGGGUGUCCGCCAGUAUGGCCGUAGUACUUGUCACCCCAGCUUUCCCAAUCCUCUUCCCGAUGCAGUGAUAUGGGGGGGUAGGGGAUCCAUCAGGAGCUUGGUUCGGCCAUGCAGGAGCUGGGUUGGGAGCCAUAUUGGAAGGGAUAGAACUAAGAAAAAGCUACUGGAAAUGGGCAAAUCAAGGACCUGCAUUUCCUGGGGAUUUGCUGAUUUUUGGGAGGGAAUGAUCUUUACUGGUGAAGAUACAUUGAAGGUGCCACUGACUGGGCUCGGAGCAUGAUCUAUGGGGCUGUUCUGAUGAGUAAUUAUAAUAUUGCACUAAAUUAUUUAUAUCUAAGAUUUUAUCAUUCAAACUACAGAUCUCGCCUUGCUGGGACUUUUUUGGCAGGUGUUCAACCUGCGGCUGCUGUGAAACUACAACUCCCAUCCUGCCAGCUAACUGCUGGAGCUCCACAAGUGGCAGAACAAUCAGCAACCUCCGGCUGUUCUGAAACUACAACUCCCAGAAUCCUCUCUUCACUUCUAUGGGAGUUGCAAGAACAGCCGAGUACGUGUGCAUGCUGGGAGUUGUAGUUUCACAGCAGCUGGAGUGCCGAAGGUUGCUGAUCCCUGCGUUAGAACAAGGAUCUCCAACCUGUGGUUCUUCAGCAGUUGCAAAACCGCAACUCCCGCCAUCCCCCAAUAGCCACAGGCUGUGAGGGCAUGAUGAGAGUUGGAGUUUUGCAACAGCUGAAUCUC
Messenger RNA from Bufo bufo (common toad), 3099 nucleotides. It is a transcript of the gene VPS9D1, whose product is annotated as VPS9 domain containing 1. The record is from RefSeq and is a predicted model, not a curated record. The coding region runs from base 29 to 1996 and encodes 655 amino acids. Gene Ontology annotation, biological process: vesicle-mediated transport. Gene Ontology annotation, cellular component: endocytic vesicle; cytosol. The transcript has 15 exons. Gene Ontology annotation, molecular function: guanyl-nucleotide exchange factor activity; small GTPase binding. Lineage: Eukaryota; Metazoa; Chordata; Amphibia; Anura; Bufonidae.